This is a messenger RNA of Diatraea saccharalis (sugarcane borer), 1336 nucleotides long. NCBI's taxonomy places the organism in Eukaryota, Metazoa, Arthropoda, Insecta, Lepidoptera, Crambidae. The record is from the annotation of a GenBank genome assembly.
GGGACGCAUUCAUUUGUCAAUAAACUGGUAAAAAAAAUGAUGCGUUUUUAAUAUUUGCGGUUUUAAAACUUUUUAAUUAUUUUAAUGACUAUGGUAAGCUUGCAAAUACAAACCUAAACUAUAAUCUGAAAAAUAUCAUGGAAAACAAAGUGUUAUCCGUUGAAGAUGUUAUACCGAAUGGUGAAAUUGAGUGGCAGCCACUUGCCCUCACAUUAGUAGAAUAUCCUAAAGGUAUUUUAUUUGAAUUGUCAUUACUUUCUCAUAAUAUUCGUGUUAUUGAUAUUUAUUUUAGAUUUUUUUUUUCAACAGAUGACUAUAUUGGAAAGUUUUUAGCUUUCAUAAGUUUAUCACCAUUUGGAAUUGGUGCUGGAUUUAUUGCACUUAUAUUAUUCCGAAGAGAUUUGCAUACGAUAGCAUUCUUUUGUGGUAUAUUAUUAAAUGAGGUUCUCAACAUUGUUUUGAAACACAUAAUAUGUGAAUCUAGACCUCUGGCACGAGGUCAUCUCUACAAUGAAUAUGGAAUGCCCUCCUCCCAUGCUCAAUUUGUUUGGUUUUUUAGUAUAUAUGUUUUAUACUUUGUUGUAAUUAGGUUACAUCACAUUAAUAAUAACAGUAUAAUAUCAGCACUAUGGAGGGUGAUAAUUGUAGGAAGCUGUAUGAGCUUAGCAGCAUUGGUAUGCAUUGGAAGGGUCUACUUGCACUACCACACCACCUACCAGGUAGUGGUUGGUGGAUUUGUGGGUUUCAUAUUUGCAACUGUUUGGUUUAUAAUCGUGCAUAGGAUAUUUACACCUCUAUUUCCGCAAUUAGUCUCAUUGAAAGUAUGUGAGAUGUUAAUGAUAAGAGACACAACACUUAUACCAAAUGUAUUAUGGUUUGAAUAUACAACAUCAAGACAGGAAGCGAGAGCGCGAGGUAGAAAAAUGGCAGCAUUGAAACCAACUCAAUGACGGUGCGCAUGCACGCGCGUUUCAGUAGCACCACUGAAACCACGCACGUGACGACUCAUUGCCACCACGCUCGUCGCGCUGCUUGGUGGCAUAGUACUCAUUAAGUCAGAGUGUGUAUGGUCACUGUUUCCAUAAUCAUAUAAAAAUAUUACUUAUUUUCACUCAUACUACAUUAAUAAUGUUGUGUAAAGAAUUGUAGUUGAUAUUUUAUAUUCUGUUGUAUGUAACGCAAUAAUAGGUUUUGUGAAUAUUUGAGAGGUUUAUGUAAGUGUCGUUUUUUCAUUGUUAUAGAUUUUUGUGGUAUCUAAAGUUUCAUAAGGCAAUAACUGCUUUAGUCCAGUACUCAUAUGAAUUAACAUGACAUUUGAGGGCCUGUGCUAUUUGUC